Chara braunii is the source of this 3525-nucleotide messenger RNA. NCBI's taxonomy places the organism in Eukaryota, Viridiplantae, Streptophyta, Charophyceae, Charales, Characeae. The record is from the annotation of a GenBank genome assembly.
ACUGACUGACUAUUCGCCUAUUACAGUAGUAUUGUGAUCAUCUAUCACCUGUCGAUCGUAUGUACAAGGGGAUUAUUUUGAUGUAAUUGUAGUAGGCUAUUAUACUGACAGAGCAUGUAAGUACAAACCUGCUGCAACUAUAGGCAGGCAAGUUGAUAGCUUGAAGACUUGACGAAUGAAGGGCAUUGUUGUUCUUUAGAUGUGCGAUGGAGAUACUAUACAUCGAACGUGGACGUGGGGAGGCUGUUGUGGGGCGUAAACAAAGGGAAAAGUUAUUAAUCCCCCCCUCGCUGCAAAACCUGUGUAGCACUUCGUCCCCAAAACGGGGCAAGGAGAGAACAAGAUCGAUAGAGAACGGAAGAGAAUCUUUGCUUUGAGGAAGGUGUGAUGAUGUUUCAGACCUGACCGUGUUGCAGCUACGUGUACGUGUACACAAACAUGUGACGGCCACACGCAGCGCACACAAUUUGCCGUGUAUCUAUUUUUAUUUUUAAGUGCCUAGCUGAUUGCAACAUGUGUACCUGGUCGAUACCGUACGUCUUAUUCACCAAUGAUGGUCGCCUUAUCCACUGAUAAAGAGCACUUGAUCCGUCCAUCCUCAGCAUCUGGACACAAUACCGGCCCCUUUACCAUCCACGUUAUAGGCGUCUUCACCCAAACGAACGCCCGGUCAUGAUAGCUGUAUUGGGUGCAAAUGCCAAUGCAGAUGCAGCAAUAAUUACGGGGCGCUCUAUUUGGGCGAAGGCUGUAGCCCCAAUACCCAAGAGCCUCCCUCAGUACAAUUUGGCGCCACCUCAACCACACAAAAUGUUGGCCCCAGGUUUGGGCGAAGGCUGUAGCCCCAAUUCCCAGGAGCCUCCCUUAGUACAAUUUGGCGCCACCUCAUCCACACAAAACGUUGGCGCCAGAGAGGACUAUCACUCUCUUAUCACAUAGCCGAGAGGAUUGUACUAAUGCUCUUGCUAUAGGGUAUAGCAUGCUGGUGCUAUCCCCUAUUCGACUCCUGAAUGAAGUUAAAACGUUUCUUGUGUUUAUCUCUUUCCUGUGUUCUGUCCCUUUUUACCUCGCUUAGUCUAUGUGGAUCAACGUUUUUUUCUUUUUUAUUUCUUUCCUGUGUUCUGUCCCUUUUUACCUUGCUUAGUCUGUGUGGUAGUACUUCCUUUAGCCUCAUCUACAUCUGAAACAUUGCAGGAUGCCAAUGGUUCAUACGUUCUUCGCCCGAAUAGAAUGCCCAGUAAUUAUUGCUGCAUCUAGACUGAACAUUGCACAAAAUGCAGCUGUAAUAAUUGGGCGUUCGGGUGAAGACGGUAGAGACCCGAAUAGAAUGCCCAGUAUUUAUUGCUGCAUCUAGAGUGAACAUUGCACGAAAUGCAGCUAUAAUAAUUGGGGGUUCGGGUUACGGCGACUCCCUGUACAUAGAACAUCCAUCAUUAUUAUUAUUGUUAUUAUCCAGUAACAUAAUUAAUAAUACAAUAGCAAUAAACAUUCGGUAUAGUUGUAGUCCAAGGCGGACCUAGAAAGGUAAUCGAUUCCUAAACAUCUGGCUAAGUUUGAUCUAUUAUCUACUUGGUCAUCACAGCCACACAAUUAAUGGGUCUGUGGAGGUUAUGGGUGAGGUUCAUUAGCAGCAGGAGCCUGUCCCUGUCCCCAGGGGCAGUGGAAAGAGGGCUUGGAAGCCGAGGAAGAAUUUCAACAAGUAUGUUUGAUCUCUCUCGUGAAGGAAUGGCCUCUGCCAGGUGUGCAUAUUAUCAUCGUCGCAAAAUUCAACCACCUCACAACCAGUGGUGAGUCAUGGGUGUUUGCCGACCAUCACCUUCAGCAGUGGGAGCAGGACUGGCGGCGGCAGGAGGAGCAGCCGGGGCAGGAGGAGGUAUCGUUGGGGGUGGGGGGGGAGUAGCACCCCCAUCAUGUGUUGAAGAUGGUAGAGUGAAACUGCGUUCGAAUGCCACGUGCGUAGAGGGCGAGAGGAAGGAUCGUGCCAGACACUCCUCGUCAACCAUACUACGAGGUGCAACCCUCAGUCAUGCCAAGUGCAUGCUGCCUCUCCUGCGCAAUGGCAGACUUGCUUCUUCUCUGCUCUGGGUUCUACCGCUCUUGAUCUGGUUUUACAUCCGGUUAACUAAGAAAACCGUCAUGUUUGACCAUAGUAACAUCGCCUACAGGUGGGCGUACAAGAUCAAUCGCGAUCCAAACGGCACCAUACUUGACAGUCUGGCGUACGUGCACAUGGGAAUGGUGGAGAGUUUGCCAAACGGAUCGAUCUGUGCGGUGUUUCAAGGUUCAGAGAGCAACUACGAAGGCAGCGUCAAUCAGAACCUCUACUGGACGACGUCGAGCGAUGGCGGAAAGACGUGGUCGAAGAUGGAGGUGCUGCUGAAAGGUGAUGGUGUGGCACUCUGGAGUCCAGUGGUGCUGUCCGAAUCGGGACGUGUGUGGCUGUUUUUCUCUCGAAGCUCAAGAAGAUGUAAGUACUACGACCGAUCACGCGGUGUGACCCGGUUCUCCCCUGGAGGCGACCUGCAGUACGCGUCUUCGGACGACUCCGGGCUCUCCUGGACCACACCGCAGACUGUAUACAGCUUUGAGGCUGAGGAGGGCAUGCCUAAGGUCAUUGCCAACAAGAUUUGCGUGCUGUCGACUGGUGCCUGGGUUCUUCCAUUUUGGAGGGAGCCUGGACGCACCUGUCCUCCAAAGAGAAUCCUUCCUGUUUUGGAAUACCCCCAAGGCUCAGGAGGGGUUCUCAUCUCGGGAGAUCAAGGACUGACCUGGAGCGUUCAUGGGCGGUUAUCGACACCAGAGACGUGGCUCAUUGAAAACACAGUGGCGGAGCUGCGAGACCACACUCUGCUGCAGUUUUUCCGGUCUAAGAAGAAUUGGGUGUACCAAAGUACUUCGCAGGACAUGGGACAGACGUGGUCCCCCCCUACUCCGACUGUUUUGCUGAACCCGGACAGCAAAGUUCACUUGCUCUCUCUGCCUAAUGGCCACCUCCUUUGCGCUUUCAACCCCUCCCCCACUAAGCGGACUCCUCUUUUCAUCUCUCUCUCCAGGAACGAUGGGAACUCUUGGAAUGCUCUCGCCCACCUAGAGACCGACUCCUCCAAGUCCUUCUCCUACCCGACCAUGCUGGCCUUCAAAGGCAAGCUGCUCACCAUAUAUUCAGUCAUGGCAGUUGAAAACUUCCGCUCCUUUUGCGUAGGAAUGAAGGUUGCCAUUCUGCAGUUGCAAGGAAGUCAGGUCCAGAUAUCAUGACUCCUACCCCUUGUCCUAUUCGGGAUAUGUGCCCUUUCCUUUCUUGAUUUAUGUGUGCGUGUCAUCCAUUCUCAGGGCCCAUGCUAAUCUGAGAUAUGUGACUUUCCAUGAUUAAACAAUACCAGUUUUUUUUACUACGGAUUGUUAUAAUCACCACCACCGUCGCUACUUCUUCUUCCAAGUUAAGCUUGGUACCGGGUGGACGGUCCACACGGUAGGUAUGAUCAAAUGUAACGGAUGGCAAGCUGUCAAGGUAGAGAUUUGAUCACAUCA